AUGAUCGAGAAAUCAAUCUCUUGGAUCAAUAUUUUACUGGUUUUAAUCCAAAUCAAUGAAAUUCAUGGUGAAACAUAUGCAGAUGCAUUUUAUGGACAGAUUCGAGGAAGACAACAAAGAGCAGGACGUAGUGCAGGUGUCAUAUUCUUAAUCGUACAUUCACCCAUUAUGAUGAAUUUCAAUCAACCAACAUUUCUUCCAUUGUUUUCACCUUCAUCGGCAAUCCAAACAUUCUGUAACUGUUGUUCACCAACUCCAAUCGUCCCCAUAUCUCCAACAUUAUUUUCAACAACAUAUCCUUCAGAAAUACCUCUGGUUAUCGCACCAAGUCCCGUGCCAUCAUCGAUUUCAUUGUCUCCAACAUCAUCGCUAUCGAAUAUCGAGAAUCGUUCAUCGUAUUGUUUGCCUCUUCGUUCAUCAUCGUUUGAUUUAUCAUCAUUGGUUGCAAAAGCUCGCUGGCGUCGCGAACAGUUCGGCGAAUAUCUCGAAUGCGCCUUUUGUAAGGCGAAUGGUGAGUCUUACGAUAUCUACUCUUCGCAUCGUCUUCGUGAUAAUGAAAAAAUGGUCACACUAUGCCCAAUUCUUCGUGCUCACAAAUGUCCACGUUGCCAUCUAUCCGGUGAUCAAGCGCACACCAUGAAAUAUUGUCCAAUUAAAGCUGAAACCAAAGCCAAUCGACGACUACGUGAAAUUGAAUUAGCAAUGAAAAAGAAUUAG
Adineta ricciae is the source of this 717-nucleotide messenger RNA. The record is from the annotation of a GenBank genome assembly. Lineage: Eukaryota; Metazoa; Rotifera; Eurotatoria; Adinetida; Adinetidae.